Messenger RNA from Mizuhopecten yessoensis (Yesso scallop), 408 nucleotides. Its product is annotated as elastin-like. The transcript has a single exon. The coding region runs from base 1 to 408 and encodes 135 amino acids. Lineage: Eukaryota; Metazoa; Mollusca; Bivalvia; Pectinida; Pectinidae. The record is from RefSeq and is a predicted model, not a curated record.
AUGGUGGACGUGAUUGGUAGUAUUGAUAUAAUGGUGGACGUGGUUGAUGGUAUUGGUAUAAUGGGGGAUGUGGUUGGUGGUAUUGGUAUAAUGGGGGAUGUGGUUGGUGGUAUUGGUAUAAUUGUGAAUGUGGUUGGUGGUAUUGGUAUAAUGGUGAAUGUGGUUGGUGGUAUUGGUAAAAUAGUGGACGUGGUUGGUGGUAUUGGUAUAAUUGUGGAUGUGGUGUGUGGUAUUGGUAUAAUGGUGGAUGGGGUUGGUGGUAUUGGUAUAAUGGUGGACGGGGUUGGUGGUAUUGGUAUAAUGGGGGAUGUGGUUGGUGGUAUUGGUAUAAUUGUGGAUGUGGUUGGGGGUAUUGGUAUAAUGGUGGAUGUGGUUGGAGGUAUUGGUAUAAUGGUGGGCGUGGUAUAG